AUGUAUCAUACAUGUAAAUGUACAAAUUUUCCUCUAUUUACAUUAUAUGAUCAAACAUAUAUAACAAAACCAAAAUCGCUCAAUCAAGAUUUAUUUUGUAUUGGUAAUGAAACAAAUAAUACAAUAUUUAAUCAAUUAAGAUAUUUAUAUUAUCGUUUUCGUACAAUAACAUUAAUAAAUUAUAAAAUUAUACCAACAAGAGCAUUUCAAUUUGUUUCAUUUGAUACAAAUAGUGUUACAAAUACAUACAUAACCAAUAAUAGAAAUUAUAUAGCACUUAUCGAUGUUCAACAGACACAAGAAGGCAUAUUCGAUGGAAUUGAUUUAAAAGAUCAACUAAUCGUUUUAUUUAUUAAUUCACCACAUAUGAUCUACAUUGAUUAUGGUUUAAAAAAUCUUUACUGUUAUGAGUUAAAAUUAAUUAAUACAAAUCCAUUAAUUUCUAUUCGAUUUUUUAUUAAUUCAACAAUUAAACAUUUGAUUAUUCAAAAUGAUCAAUUUAAAGGAUUUUUAUUUGAUUCUAAUGAUUAUAAAUAUGAUAUUAAAAUAUAUAAAUUAACAAUAACUGAAAUAGUUGUACGUCAUUUAGAUGGAAAAUAUUUUCCUCUACUUUAUUCAUUAACAGAAUUUAUUCUUAAUAGUCAAACAAUGACAACAAUAAAUAGUUAUCAAUUAGCAAAAAAAUUUCCAAAUUUAAAAUCUUUAACAUUAUUUAGUCAUUCAAUUCAACAUAUAACAUCAAAAAUGUUUCAAUCAUUUUAUACAUUAAAAAAAUUAACAUUAAAUGGUAUAACAACAAUUGAAAAUGAAGGUUUAUUUAAUUUAAAAAAUUUAGAAGAAUUAAAUUUAGGUUCAAAUAUUUUACGUUUAGAUCCAUUUGCAUUUUAUCAAUUAGGUAAUGAUCAAACAUUUUUAUUAUUAUUAAAUAAUAGUUUUAAUUUUAAAUUAAAUGAUGAUAAACAUUUUUGUACAUUUGCAUUACUUCCUAUAAAAACAUUUGUUAAAUUUUCAUCUAAUUUAAAUGAAUGUACAUGUACACAUCGAUAUAUUUAUCGUCAUAUUGAAAAAUCACAAAUAUAUUUAACACCAAAAUGUUAUCAAAAUUCUACAAUGUCUUUACUUGCACAAGAAGAAAAUAAAUGUCAAUUUGAACAAUAUUUAUUACAAUGUAAAAUUUUACCAAAUAAUAUAUUUAUUUAUGGUAAACAAUAUAAUUCAACAUAUUUUUAUUUAAAACAAAAAUAUUUAUUAUAUGAAAAUAAUAUAUUUUUAAAAUAUAAAACAAAUUUUAUUAUUGGUACAAUUGGUGGUUUAGCAUUAUUAAUUACAUUUAUUAUUGUUAUUUUAUUAUUAAGAUAUAAUCGUCAUUCCUAUAGUCAUUUAAAUCGUCUAUUACGAAAACGUAAUUCAACAACAAUGAUAAAUGGACGACAAAUAAUAAUUGAUAGUGAAGAAAAUUUUGAUCAUAUAUCAACAAUGAAUAAUGUUUUAUAUCAUAGAACAAAUGGAAUUUAUAUUGGACAUAAUUCAUUACACAUACCACUUUCAUCACCAACAAAAAUAUAA
This is a messenger RNA of Didymodactylos carnosus, 1566 nucleotides long. Lineage: Eukaryota; Metazoa; Rotifera; Eurotatoria; Philodinida; Philodinidae. The record is from the annotation of a GenBank genome assembly.